Molecule: messenger RNA, 3538 nt
Organism: Nematolebias whitei (Rio pearlfish)
Lineage: Eukaryota; Metazoa; Chordata; Actinopteri; Cyprinodontiformes; Rivulidae
Product: transient receptor potential cation channel subfamily M member 5
Exons: 26
Coding region: 1-3504 (1167 amino acids)
Biological process (GO): calcium ion transmembrane transport
Cellular component (GO): membrane
Molecular function (GO): ligand-gated calcium channel activity; calcium-activated cation channel activity
Source: RefSeq, a predicted model, not a curated record
AUGGGCUCAAGCAUUUCUCAGUGUCAUUUGUUCUUGCGUCUGUCAUGGGACUCCUCUCCGUCCAUGGUCUACACCAUGUUGACGACCCACUGGAGUCUCCCUGCACCCAACCUGGUGGUUUCUGUUGUGGGAGGAGAAAGCAGGACAAAGGUGAAGACCUGGGUGCGGGAGGUUCUGAGGCAAGGACUUGUGAAAGCUUCUCAAAGAGCAGGAGCAGCGUGGAUCCUGACUGCAGGAUUGCGUGAAGGUGUUGGUAGGUGUGUCGGCGAGGCGGUGAGAGAUCACGCCACUGCAGCUUCUUCAGACUCCAUCAACAGAGUGGUGGCACUGGGCGUCGCUUCAUGGGGUUUGGUGCACAACAGAGAGCAACUUGUCAAUCCGAAGGGCUGUUUUCCUGCUAAAUACUACGUGCAGAGCUCAUCUCGAGAUUCCUGCAGCCUGGAUAACAACUACCAGGCCUUCCUGCUGGUGGAUGAUGGGAGUGUGGGCCACAGAGGAGGGGAGACGACCUUCAGAGCCAAACUGGAGGACUUCAUCUCCCAUCAGCGCACAGGAAUAUGGGGUAGCGGCAGCAUUGACAUUCCUGUCCUGUGUAUGCUGAUAUCAGGGGAGACGAGCAUGCUGCAGAGAGUGGAUGUUUCUCUGAAAAACUCCAUUCCCUUGUUGGUCCUGGCCGGUUCAGGAGGCAUUGCAGACUUCCUGAGUGACCUCUUGGAGAAUCUGUCUUCAGCCACAGCCUUCCAGUCUUCUAAUGAGGGGGACAGCGAGGCCAGUGUGGAUCUGAAAGAAAAAGUGACGGAACGAGUGAAGAAACACUUUUCUUCUGAACCAGAAACAGAUAAACUUGUUGAACAGGCUCUCAGCAUUUACCAGAACAAAGACUUUAUAACAAUCUACCAUGGAGAGCAGGAGAGUCCAACUGAUUUUGAUACAGUUCUGCUCAAAGCAUUAGUAAGAGCAAGUAAGCAUCGUGUCUCAGUUGACGCCUCUCCUUACAGUGAAGAGCUCAACCUAGCUGUUGCUUGGAACAGGGUGGACAUUGCUAAGAGUGAACUCUUUAAUGGAGACAUCCAGUGGAGGUAUGAGGACUUAGAAGGGUCCAUGACGGAUGUCCUGAUCAACGACAAGCCUCAGUUUGUUCGUCUUUUCACUGAGAACGGCCUGAACAUCCUGGACUACCUGACUUAUGGACGACUGGAACAGCUCUAUGGAUCUGUGGCUGAGGGCACACCGUUAUACCAGCUACUUCAGCGCCGCUUAGCCAUGAGAGUUGGAACUACACCUAUGCCUACAUCACAUCCACCAGAGAGUUUACCAGAGACACAGUCUAAAUUAUUAACAGAGAAAGUUCAGAGUGAAACACAGUCUGAGAUCACCCUUUUUGAGAUUUCAGGAGUCCUGGAAAUAUUAAUGGGUGACAUUUGUGAGCUGUUCUACUAUGACGUUUUGGGCUUACAAAAUGUCUCAUCCCAAAGGAUAGCUCUUAGGCGUGUAAGUAAGCUGCUGCGUGGAGAGCGCAUAUAUCAAACAAGGCGGUGCUCCACCCCCUGGCCUUCACUUUUCAUCUGGGCUGUUCUACAGAACCGCAGUGAGAUGGCCACUUUCUUCUGGGAGAUGACAAGAGAGUCAGUGCUGAGCGCUCUAAGUGGUUGUAAGAUCCUGAGAGAACUGUCCAAACUGGAGGAUGAAAAUGAAACCAAACUCUCCAUGAAAGAUUUGGCCCAGCAGUUUGAAAAUCUGGCACUGGAUAUCUUUAGCUCUUGUUAUCGCAACAAUGAAAGUCGCUCCUUCAAGCUGCUGAUUAGGAAAUCUCCUGUUUGGGGCGGGACCACCUGCCUACAAAUGGGCAUGAGCGCUGACGCCCGACUUUUCUUCAGCCAUGAUGGAGUGCAGUCCCUGUUGUCCCAAAUCUGGUGGGGUGACAUGGAGAGGAACACAGAGGUGUGGAAACUUCUGCUCACUUUCUUCUGCCCUUUCCUUUGCUACACCAACCUCAUCUCCUUCAAGGAGCAAUUUGAGCAGCAACAAGAGGAGGAGAAGCCUAACGAAGACAGACCAGCUAACAUUCAUUAUGGAACGACCGUCUUCUCUUUCGCUGACAUCAAGCACAUUGAUGCUGAUUCACAAGAAGUUACCACUCCUGUGACUGCUACCAUCCAAGGCAUACCUGAACCCUACAGACCACCACAACGUCCGUUCGUAGUGUCACGCUGGCGUCAGUUCUGGUUUGCACCUGUCACUGCGUUUUUGGGAAACGUCCUGAUGUACUUUCUCUUCCUCGGGCUUUUUGCGUACGUUCUGUUGAUGGACUUCAAGCCACCACCGCCCUCAGGUCCAGCCAUCACAGAGUGCAUGCUGUACUUCUGGGUGUUCACCAUUGUGUGUGAGGAAAUGAGAGAGACAUUCUUUUUAGGGAAUAUGACCCGGCGUCAAAGGUUCAGAAUCUACAUUCAGAAUGUGUGGAAUAAAUUUGACCUCAUUGCCAUAACACUGUUCAUCAUUGGAUUGAUCAGCAGGAUGUUCAAGGUGUCUUAUGAAUUCGGACGUGAUGUUCUAUGUGUGGACUACAUGGUCUUCACACUUCGUCUCCUUCACAUUUUUGCUAUUCACAAACAGCUGGGACCAAAGAUUAUCAUUGUUGGCAAGAUGGUAAAGGAUGUUUUCUUCUUCCUCUUCUUCCUGGGAGUGUGGCUCAUGGCGUACGGAGUAGCAAAUCAGGCUUUGCUUUACUCCUACGAUCCUAACUUCAGUCGCAUUUUUCGCAGAGUUUUCUACAGACCUUACCUACACAUCUAUGGACAGAUUCCUGUGGAGGAAGUUGAUGUUGAUAAAGUGUGGGAUCUAACCUGCACAGACAACAUAACGUUGAUUGAAGACGGUGCAGAGCCAUGCAGGUCUCUGAACAAUAACUGGCUAGUGGUCAUUCUGUUGGUCAUUUAUCUCCUGGUUACAAACAUCCUCCUCAUCAACCUGCUCAUUGCCAUGUUUAGCUACACCUUCACUGAAGUGCAGGCUAACAGUGACAUCUACUGGAAGUUCCAGCGCUACAACCUCAUUGUCCAGUAUCACUCCCGGCCCUCACUGGCUCCUCCCUUCAUCAUCAUCUCUCACAUCAACUUAUUUAUCAAGAGGAUCAUCCGCAAGGUUCCCUCUGUCAAGGUCCACCAGUUUGUUUUGCAUUUGAGAGGGAAAGAAGCGAACAGAUUAACGACGUGGGAAACCAUCCAGAAAGAGGACUUCCUGACUGCUCAAAACAAAAUCCAAAAAAGCAGCGACUCUGAAAAACUCAAACGGAUGUCUGACAAGUUAAAUGGUGUUAUGAAACAGUUGUCUGAAAUCAAAGAGUUUGACCACAGGCUUAAAGCUCUGGAGAAUGAGAUGGAGUACAGUUCAAAUGCACUCAGAUGGAUUGUGGACACUUUAGCACAAAGCAGCACAAUGAAACCUCCCCGACCUCCACCUGCAUCAAAAGAUGUCCUCUCCACACCUUCCAGUUCAUCUUGAUGAUGCCUUUGGGUUAAUAUUGAGGCACAUCCCC